CUCGCCGUCCGGGCCCCGCGAGCCAUGGUGCCGGGGUUGCCUCCCGCGGGCUGCAGCCUAUGGGCCAGCUGCGCCUGAGCGGCGGCGCCCGCCUGCCCCCCGAUGCCCCCGGCGCCCCUGCCUCGCCGCCGCUGCUUCCCCCGCCGGGGCGGAGGAGGCUGCUCGCGCUGCUGCUCUUCGCCAUGCUCGCCUUGUGGCUCUGCGUGCUCUAUUCGUGCGCCGCCGGGGCGUGCGCUUCCGCCGCGCCGGGUCUCCUGCUGCUGCGCGGCUCGGCUCCUCCUGCCCGGCGGGCGCACAACCCCGCGGCGCUUUCCAAGCUGCUGCUGCUGCGGGCGCCGGGCUCCAAGGGCCAGCUGAGUCCCGAGCAGGAAAACGACGACGAGGACGACGACGAGGACGACGACGGGGGGAAUAACAACAGCAACGGCGGCGCUGCCGUGGAUUCUCCUCUCAGCCCCAUCUCCAGCUUCCUCAACGGCUCCGGCACCAAGCGGCUGCCCCAGGCGGUGAUAAUCGGCGUGAAGAAGGGCGGCACGAGGGCGCUGCUCGAGUUCCUGCGGGUGCACCCCGACGUGAGAGCCGUGGGCGCCGAGCCCCACUUCUUCGACCGCAACUACGAGCGGGGACUCACCUGGUACAGGGAGUUGAUGCCAAGAACUCUCGAUGGGCAGAUCACCAUGGAGAAAACUCCCAGCUACUUUGUCACCAAGGAAGCCCCGGCUCGCAUCUCUGCCAUGUCGAAGGGCACCAAGCUCAUUGUGGUGGUGAGAGACCCGGUCACCAGAGCCAUUUCUGACUACACACAAACUCUGUCCAAGAAGCCUGACAUCCCCACCUUUGAGAGCCUGACCUUCAAAAACAGGACUACGGGCCUCAUUGAUACCUCCUGGAGUGCCAUCCAGAUUGGCAUUUACGCCAAGCACCUGGAAAACUGGCUCCUGUACUUCCCCAUUGGGCAGAUCCUCUUUGUCAGUGGGGAGAGGCUAAUCAGUGAUCCAGCUGGUGAGUUAGGCAGAGUCCAGGACUUUCUGGGCCUCAAGAGGAUCAUCACGGACAAACACUUCUACUUCAACAAAACCAAGGGUUUCCCAUGCCUGAAAAAGGCUGAAGGCAGCAGCAAGCCCCACUGCUUGGGCAAAACCAAGGGGCGGACCCACCCCAACAUAGACCAGGAAGUGGUCCAGAGGCUGCGGGAAUUCUACAGGCCCUUCAACAUGAAGUUCUACCAGAUGACUGGACAUGACUUUGGCUGGGAUUGAUGGUUUAUUGCAGACGUUCUUGCCAGAGUUAAUCCCAUCAUUUCAGCUUGCUAUCCCCCUUAUAUAUGUAGAUAGGUCUAUAUGUAAAAUGUACAGAAAUCUAUUUUAUAAUAAUUUAUUUUUAAUUCUUAAGCAAUUAAUUCACUAAGCUGCCUAACCACACUGUAGCAGCCCAUAGCUGUGUUUUUAACAUUCCACAGUGCUGAAUCCUUCCUAUGCUCUCUCUCUUUUUUGUAGCCUGGUUCAGUUUGUGCUGGAAAGUGCUUCCAAGUAUCUUCUAUGAGAAAAAUUAAUAUAAAAGAAAGGUUGGUUGGUAAGGGAGAAAGAAUUUAAAAAAGCACAAUUUUAUUUUCCAAUACGGGUACUAGGCAUUUUGAAACACUUUUGUGAAUGGCCCUCCAGCUAGCAUAUUUGCAACUGAGUUUUUGGUUGGCUAUGAAAUUUUGUGGAACUCAAAGCAUUUAGGCCUAGCUUAAGCCUUUACAGGUGGGCGUGGCACGAGUGCAGAAGGAGAUUCUCUCCAGCCCUAUGGCUGCUGCCUGUUUCUCAGAUAUGUUUUCCGUGAUGAGUACAACUCUCCUUGUAGAAAGCUUUGACCUUUAAGCAGAUUUCCUGGACUGACAACUAUGCAUAUUUGGUCCAGCUUUAACUUGUUCCUGCUGAAAAUGUGAAAUGCUUCCUUCGGGCACAAUUCAUAUGGGGUGCUUCUUUUUCUUUUUUAUUAAAAAAAACCUGGUCUUGCAAAAGAAGACCAUGCAGUCUGAACUUGUAUAGUGAACCACUCCCUGCUAUGUAUAACUGAAUGAUAGGCCUGAUUGCUGAUAGCCCUGCAGACAGGAUGCUCUCAGAUUAGAACAUGCAGAGUUACAUGCCUCAUCACCCUGCAUGAAGUCUUCUUUUUCUAAGAGAGUUAAUUAAAUCCCCCCCUUCCGCUGGUGCUGAGCUGAAAGUUUUGGACUUUCAUAUGGAGUCAAGUGGGAUGUGGGGGGAAGUAUGCACUUCAUUAAACCCUUGAGAGAGGGGUUGGAAAUCAACAUGCAGGGACCAUAGACAGUCUGAACCUUGCCAAAGAAUUCCACAACCUCCCAAGACUAGCAAACAGCCUAUUCCUGCCCCUGCCCUCAAUCACAUUAUGCUAAGGUGAACUGAAUGUAACAUCUCGACACAUUUUAAUUGGACCUCCAGGAAAAUUGCUCCCAAUGUAGGUACUUCAUGGCAACUUGAAGGUUGGGCAUGUCUGACUAAUGUUGCGGUGAGUGAGCUACCAUCUUGUAAUAAAACCUCUGUUCAGUUGCGCUCCCCCCCCCUUUGUGUGUGUUUCAGUUCUCAACACAUUCUCGAAGUGUCCCACAUUGGACACACACUGAACAAUGUGGGCAUAACUGUCAGAUUUAUUCUGAGAAGUAACUGCAUAUGGAAUGUGGGAUUCCUCAGAUGGCUGUAUACAAUUUGUGUGCGCACGAGCACCUACACAUUAUUCUAAGGAUGUAGACAUUCCUAUGAACAUUUAGCCUCUGUGUUGGCCAUCUUUGGACCUAUGAUGCUUACUGUCUCACCUGCUGGUGAAGCAGCACUCUAGAACAGGCUUCCCCAACCUUGCCCCCUCCAGAUUUUGUUGGAUGCCAACUCUCAUCAUCCCUGACCAUUGGGCACCUUGGCUGGGGGGAUGACCGGGAUUCCAAAAACAUCUGGAGUACCAGAGGUUCCCCUUCCGGAUUUACAUGUUGAGCACUACAGAAGACAUGAAAGCUGGACCUUGCUAUAGACCUCACUCCAUCCUUUACACCAGGGUUGGUCAGCAUGGUGUCCUCCAGAUGUUGCUGAAACCACAGCUCCCACAGUCCCAUGUUGGCUGAGGCUGAUGCGAGUGGGACUUCAGAAACACCUGGAGGAAUGCUACUAUAGAAAAAGUUGCUUGAACCCACCUUCUUCCUACUAAAGUGAGAUGCAACACAUGCACACUUAGUCUAUUCCUUCUGGAUUCUCAAUAGAAUCUGUGACAUGCUUAUGCGAUAACCAUGUUGUCAAGCCAUGCAGCUUCCCUUGCUCCAGGAAAUUGUACUGGGUUUUUCUUUUAUAUCUCCUUCGUUUUCCAUUUCUAAACCUUUUUCUUAGUUGGACUGCAGAACUCAGUGCUUGGACUUUCUUCUUCUCCUCUGAGUACCUUUGUAGUCUGAUGCCUUCCUCUCCAUUGCACAAAUCACAUUGGCAAAGUAGGUGUUGUAUCCACAGAACCUGUUCCAAAUGGUUUUAUGAAAUAAGUUGAGUGAUAACUCUGCCACUACUUCACCGUUCAGUAUCUUGAACAAAAUUCCAAUCCUGGCUGAGCAGACUGUAUGGCAUAAAUAUUAUGAAACCAGUUAAUUUAAAAGACCUUACCUACAUAUCAUGGUAACCAUGGUGGACCUUGCACCAUAUGGCAUUUGAAACUGUUCAAGCUAGCUUCCAUACGUUAACUUUUUAAUGUUCACGAGAGGGUACACAGUCGAAACUCAGAGGUGUGGUUGGACUUGUUUCCCCCCACAUGGUAACAUUAAUUUAUGGCUGAGUUCCAUUCAGCAGUAUGUCCAGAUAUUAGCAAUAUUUUUGUGUGUGUGUUUGCUGUAACAUGAUACAUCUUAGACUAGUCUACUUGUAAAGGAAAGCAAAAUGGCAAGCAAAAACUGUAAAUUGAGUAUUUUGUGGUAUGUACAACACAAAUUAAUUUUACACAGAGGUUUCUAGGAAAAUGAAAUUUUGAUUCAUACUAUUUCUUUGUAUGAAGAAAUAAAAUAUAUUUUACCAAACCAUGGAGACCACCUCAUUUUCCUUUUCAACAUGUGAGUAAACAGAAAUCAAAACAAAAGGUUUGGCUAUCAGAGGAAUCCAAAUUGGGGCCAGGGGAGUAGAGUGGUGGAUAGACUAGUGCAGUGACUGGUGAGGGCAAAGGGCAUAUCCUCCACUACUGGUUUUUUAAAAUAUGUAUUUCAGUUUUUAUAUCAUUAUGCCCCCCCCCCCCCGGUACAAAUCUCAACAGUGAAAUACAGAGCGGUUAUACAUAUUAUCAGUAUCGUUACACAUUGCCUUGCUCCUUAAAGUGCCGCAUGUAAAAUAAAACAAUUUAAAUAUACAGUAUAAAGAUGCAGAUGUCCUCAGGAGAGCUCUCCAUAAUGUUCUGUGUUGAAGAUGGAUUCUCUCUGAGGUACAGAUGAAAUAAAGCCAUACCAUUUUUCAUGGAAAGUGUCCCCCAUUAUUAUUUACUGAAGGGCUCUCAUCAGGCCUCUCCGAGGGGAACGGAGCAGCUUUGGAUUGAGCAGCUCAAUGGUCAGCUCUGCUCCAUCCCCAUGAUGCCUUGCUUUGGGAACUUACGCUGGCAGCUGGCAACGGGAACACCAAUAGCAUCUGUGUUCUCUUUGUUGCACAUUCUUCAGUAGGAGCCUCCCUGGUGGUGGAGCCCCCCUGGCUGGACGCCUCUGCUAUAUCCUAACCCCCCUCAAGCAUGAGUGAUCAAGGGAUUGCUCUCAGGUCUACUUUUGGAAUUAUUAUUCCACAGAAAGCAAUAUUCUACACAGGGAUGUUUGGAAGAAGUCCUCUGGAUGGUGUGAGUUGGUGGUAAACAAAUUCCGCCCCUCAGCCCAAUUUCAGAAGCCCUAUAUAAGCAAUCUCUUGCAGGAGUGGGCUAUCCUUCUCUUGUGGAUGUACUGGGCAGAGAGAAAGAGGGAAAGAGAAAAAGGAGUAUUCAGGAAAGAGAAGGGGAAUGGUUCUGCUAACUGCUGGCACAGAGAUGGAUUAUCCCAGAGGGAAUGAACCCCUCAAUUAUUCAUUCAUUCUGAACCCUCUGAUCUCGGUAGCACAGCACCGAGAGAGUGCAUGUCCUCUAUUUUGGUGAUGCAAGGUCUCAACAGCUUCCCAAACAUUUUGUGCCUCUGAAAAAUAACAGGAUAGCUCCAUUUUAAGGUGAUUCUUGAUAGAGAUUUCAUUGGCCAACAGUUCCUUGAGGUAUUGCAAACAGGUUGUUAGCAACAAGUUUUUGAAUUAAAAAACAUCAACCAGAUUUUCUCUAGAAAGUGUAAACUGGCAUUUUGAUGCCGAUGCUGAUGUGAACUCUGCAAAAAACAAAAACACACUGCAUGCAGGAGGAGGAACAACAACCUUACGAUAAGUACCCAUGUGGAAGCACCCCUGGCCAGAGACCUGGCAGCCACCAAAAUGUUAGUAAAGAGAGAAGAAGGGUUGAGACAGACCUGAACUGCUUUCCAGAUAGAAAGCUCAAAGCUAACUCCACUAUUUUAAAGCCAUGAAUAGAUGUUUAUUUUUCAUGGCCUACAAGUUUCCCAAACCCACCUUGAAAUAUAGUCUCUGCUUCAAGGCUGCUCUCAUCCCUGAUUGGUGAUUUUGCUGGGACCAAAACAAAUGUUUCCUAUUUUACAACAUAUUAAGAGAUCAGUCCCUCUCCUCCCAUAAUAAAUUAGGAGACCAAUUGCUUAAUGAUUAGGAAAAUACAGGUGUUUGUAAUGCAGACCCCAUUUCUUGAAAAAGCAGCCUUGUUUUCAUAUUUUUUCUGGAGGAGGAUAGUGAAAGAUCCCUUUAUGCUACACUUUUUUAAGGAAGGAGGGAAAGAAAAGAAGCUUCUGCCUAUCUGGGUGUGUGCAUGUGGGGGAAUGGAGCACUCCAGACAAAUCCAAAAUAGUCUGCAGCAACUGACCCACAUGUACUUUUGGCAUGGGUACAUUUAUCUCUCUCCCAUUCCCAGCAAUAAAAAAAGAAGAACCCAGGUGGCGCUGUGGGUUAAACCACUGAGCCUAGGGCUUGCUGAUCAGAAGGUCGGCGGUUCGAAUCCCUGUGAUGGGGUGAGCUCCCGUUGCUUGGUCCCAGCUCCUGCCAACCUAGCAGUUCGAAAGCACGUCAAAAUGCAAGUAGAUAAAUAGGAACCACUAUAGCGGGAAGGUAAACGGCGUUUCCAUGUGCUGCUCUGGUUUGCCAGAAGCGGCUUUGUCAUGCUGGCCACAUGACCUGGAAGCUAUACGCCGGCUCCCUUGGCCAAUAAUGCGAGAUGAGCACCGCAACCCCAGAGUCUUUCACGACUGGACCUAAUGGUCAGGGGGUCCCUUUACCUUUACUAUUAGGUUUGCAAAUUAAUGCAGGAAGUCACAAGCAGGUUAAUAGUCUAUUUUCCUCGCUGAAGAGAUUUGCUUCGGAUCCAUCUAGUCUGACAGCCUGUGUCCUGCUGUAGCCUACCAGGUUCGUCUAGGUAAGAAGCCACAGCUGCGUCUAGACUUCUACAUGUGGUUGGGAGAGAGCGCGUAAGUGUA
Molecule: messenger RNA, 6550 nt
Organism: Zootoca vivipara (common lizard)
Lineage: Eukaryota; Metazoa; Chordata; Lepidosauria; Squamata; Lacertidae
Product: heparan sulfate glucosamine 3-O-sulfotransferase 3B1-like
Molecular function (GO): [heparan sulfate]-glucosamine 3-sulfotransferase activity
Source: RefSeq, a predicted model, not a curated record